AUGCAGAUUCUACCAUACCUACACUCAAGGUCAUACGAGACGCGUUCAGCCGCCUCGACUGCCCUUUCCCAGAUAUUCGCAUUGGUACCACUUUGGAAGCCGUAUCCAGAUGUUGAGUCCAAGUCUUCUGAGCAGGAGUCUGCGCUGCAUCCUCCAGAAUUUCCGUCCUUCUCAGUCUGUGAGCUAAUGGAGAAGGGCACACUUCUCCUCGCCUCCUCGGGCAAAGAGUUCGUAAAGCCGACCGGCAUUCUCGCCAGUUCGUCAGAGGUGAAGAAGGCCCGCAAGGAAGCCAUGGGUCGCCUAGGGCUGGACUUCCUUGAUAGCUUUGGGGGAGACGACGACAUGGAUAUUGAGAAAGAACUCGCUGCGGAAGAGACUCACCAAGACAUCGACAUGGAUGAGCACACGAAGAUGGAAGAAGACCAGCACAUGCUAUCCCCGGUAGACCAAUCAAUGGACACCCAGGUCAAGAAAGAGCUUAGCCCGCCUGCGCGCUCCAGGACCAGCACGCCGGUUACCACUGCGAGUCCAGCGCCUGAGGUAAUCAUGACGGACGAUACGUCCACUCUAUCCGCGCGUGAACGUAACCGCCUGAAGCGCAAGCGCAAGCCGGGAAACAACGCGUUCGUGGCGCCUCCCCCUCCAGCUCAGGGUGCAGGUUCUAAAUUUAACACGGCGCCUGCAGGCCCAUCGAAAGCUCGACUUGUAGCGGCAGAUAACCAAGCGUCUUCUAGCAAGACCGGAAGUCCAAAGUCGCCCGUUGAAACAACGCCUCAAGAGCGCGUUGUCAUUGAUCCGUCAAAGGGCGGCGCUGUGUCGCCGAAGGCAGAGAAGCAGUCAAAGGCGCUCGAAGUGCAGCACGGACAUUGGGUGUGGGAUGGCUUAGUAAAGAUUCUGGAAGUUGAUUUGUUCAGCCCCGCAUGGGAAGUGCGGCAUGGCGCGGCCAUGGCGCUCAGAGAGCUGCUCAAGUUACAGGGAAAGUAUGGCGGCAUGCAAGUGACUCUUGCGUGGGAGGAUAAUUUGAUUGCCCAUGAACGAUGGUGCAAUGACCUCGCCGUCAAGUUCCUUUGUGUCUUCGUACUUGACAGAUUCGGCGACUUUGUAUCCGACCAGGUUGUCGCUCCCGUCCGGGAGACGGUGUCACAGACGCUCGCUUCGUUACUCAUUCACAUGCCGCGAAGAUCAGUCCUGCACAUCCAUUCCAUCCUCCUGCAAAUGAUCCGACAAGACUUCCCCGUCUCUGUGAAGUCAGUGAAGGGUAGAAUUGUAGAGCUUAAUGACAGAGGUCAUGUUUGGGAAGUCCGCCAUGCCGGGCUGCUGGGGAUCAAGUACGAAGUGGCUGUCAGAAGCGACCUCGUAAAUUCUGCGUCCCAGGCAGAGCCCGAGGAAAAGCAAGAUGGCAAGAAAGUGUUAAGGGGUGUCGUGGACGCUGCUGUGCUGGGUCUCGGGGACAGAGAUGACGAUGUUCGCUCUGUCGCGGCGUCCUGCCUAUCGCCAGUCGCAGCGCAUCUCGUCGAGCAGUUGCCGGAAGAGCUGAGCCGAGUACUGGCUGUCUUGUGGAGUUGUCUCAGUAACAUGAAGGAUGAUCUGAGCUCUAGUGUUGGCGGCGUGAUGGACUUGCUUGGAAAGCUCGUCACCUACGACCAGGUCAUUGAGAUCAUUGGUGACGAGACACGAUCGCAUCCGAUCACGGUCUUAGCACCGACCCUGUUUCCCUUCUUCCGACACACGAUUGCAAAUGUACGGCUGGCGGUCGUCAAGACGCUGUACAUUUUCAUGACGGUGCCAACGUUGUCCAAGGACUGGAUGACGCUGCCCUUCCUUCGACUCUUGUACCAGAACCUCGUCGUUGAGGAACGCAACGACAUUCGCGAGGCAACCUUGUCGGCGUGGAGGCUUGUCCUGUCGACACUUAGCUCAGUAGCCGGUUGGAUGGAGGCGCUUAUCAGCCAACCACUUCUUCUGGAAUGGUACGCGGUGCUCAUGACGCCGCUCGGACUUCCUCUCGACGCGUCAAAUUUCUAUGACCCGACCGUGUCAUCCGACCAUGAGCGGCAUAACGUUGAUAAGAACAUGCUUGCGCAGGAUCUAGCGUUGAUUUCGGUCGAGAUUGUGCUCAAAGCUCGAAUAGCUGCUGCAUCUGCAUUGGCUUAUGUCAUUGCGUUCUGGCCACGCACGGGUCUGCAACUCGACGAUAUGUUCCGUCCGAUCCUGCUUCAUUACCUUGACUCCACCAGUAUGCUUCAGAAGUUCUUAGCAGCGACUGUGGCGGAAGAAUGGGCCAGAGAGCACGACUUGACCGCAGGUGAAAAGGCGCCGUUGCUCAUAGAGACGUCCACCCUUGCCGCGGAGAUUAGCACGAAGACGCUGUCAUGGCUGCAAGCCGAUCCGCCGGCCGCGUAUCAUGAGAUGGCCUUCACGCUCGCCCGCAUUCAAGGCGAGUGCUACAACCUUUUACAAUCAUUCGCACAAGACUGCAAGAUCCCGUACUCGUCGAUUCCUAUCCUGAGUACUGAGGUCGACGUGACGGGCACGAAGCAGGGUUGCUUCACGAUCCAGACUGCGCAAGAUGCGGUGGGCGACAUGUUCACGAAGCUGAAGGAUAGUCUUGGGAGGACGAAGAAGCGCGAACUGGCGAUCAUCAAGGACAAGCGGACGAAGGUGACUACGAGUAUCGAACACUACAUCGAGGUGAAGGCGCAGUAUGACGUCCGGGUAUCAGCUGCUUUCGCUGCCGCCUUCGUGGCGUUGAAGAGCACGCCGGAUAAAGUGAGCCCAAUCGUGAAGGGUAUCAUGAACAGUAUCAAGAACGAGGAUAAUGCGGAUCUGCAGACGCGAUCGGCCAUUGCUGUGGCGUCCUUUGUCGAAUUUUGUGUGCAACGAGAUUUGUCUCAGCCACCUGACAAGAUCGUCAAGAACCUGUGCACAUUCCUAUGUCAGGAUACCGAGCAAACACCCACUUUCGCGUAUGCUCGUAAGAUCACGUCGGGUAUUCUCUCGUUUGCUAAGGCGCAGGGCCUCAGCAAGGAGAGCGGGGAGAAAGGCACAACCAGCGCAGAGGAUAUUGCCAAAGCUCGUCUGUCGCGUCGAGGCGCUCAGUUCGCCUUCGAAGAACUAUCAAAGAAGUUUGGCCCAAGACUUUUGGACGUUGUCCCGAAGAUGUGGCAGUCGAUGGCAGGCGGGCUUCUCAGUCCUUGCUCAACUGACACAGUCGAGAGCAUGGACAAGACAAUCGGGAAACAGUUUGGCCAAGAUGUCAUCGAUUCCUUCAGCGUCUUGGAAGCUGUUGUCCCCACAUUCGACGCCGCCCUCUGGCCGAAGUUUACGGAGUUGUUCCCUAUGAUCAUCCUUGCUCUACGUAGCCAGUUUGCCAUCAUCCGCCAAUCCGCCGCCAGAUGUUUUGCGACAAUGUGCGACGUAAUGACCGUUGACGCCAUGCGAUGCGUGGUCGAGACGGUUAUCCCCUUCAUCGGCGACUCGUUGACCUUGUCUAAUCGUCAAGGUGCCGUCGAACUCAUGUACCACAUCGUGCAGAAGCUUGAUAUCAAGGCGCUACCCUACGUCAUCUUCAUGGUUGUCCCCGUCUUGGGCCGCAUGAGCGAUAUUGAUGACGAUAUUCGGUCUACUGCGACAAAUACAUUCGCUUCCCUCGUCAAGAUGGUUCCUCUAGAGGCCGGUCUUCCUGACCCUCCAGGUUUCUCCGAAGAAUUGAUGCAGCGCCGUGACGAAGAACGACAAUUCCUUAUGCAGCUACUUGAUGGCAGUAAAGUCCAGCAGUACAAUAUCCCUGUCACGAUCAAGGCGGAGCUGCGCAAGUAUCAGCAAGAAGGAGUCAACUGGCUUGCAUUCCUGGCGAAAUAUCAGCUGCACGGCAUCCUAUGUGAUGAUAUGGGUCUAGGCAAGACGUUGCAGUCGAUCUGCAUCCUGGCUAGUAAACACUAUGAGCGAGCCAAGAAACAUGAGGAGAUGAAGUCGCCAGAUUCUGUCCACCUUCCAUCGCUCAUUGUCUGUCCGCCCACACUAACCGGACACUGGUACUACGAGAUUUUGAAGUACACAGAGAACCUGAAGCCUGUGCUCUACACCGGGAACUCUCGCGAGCGGGGUAAGCUGCUUGGCAAGCUCAAGAAAUUCGAUGUGGUGAUCACGUCGUAUGAGGUGGUACGGAACGAUAUCGCAAACUUGCAAGAGAUCAACUGGCACUACUGCAUUCUCGACGAGGGACACAUUAUCAAGAAUGCGAAGACGAAGCUCACGAAGGCUGUCAAGAGCAUUAGGGCGCAUCAUCGCCUCAUCCUGUCCGGGACGCCAAUUCAGAACAACGUCCUGGAACUGUGGAGUCUCUUCGACUUUUUGAUGCCUGGGUUCCUUGGUACCGAGACGUCGUUUAGCGAACGGUUCAGUAAGCCCAUUUUAUCGAACCGUGACGGGAAAUCCAAGAAUGGAGAAGCUGCUGCUCUGGCUCUCGAGGCAUUGCACAAACAGGUCUUGCCAUUCCUCCUGCGUCGUCUCAAAGAGGAUGUCCUCAAUGAUCUGCCGCCCAAGAUUAUUCAAGAUUACUACUGCGAGCUAUCGGAGCUCCAGAAGUAUCUAUACGACGAUUUCUCGAAAUCCCGUGCUGGGGCUACUGCAGAAGAUGUCGUCCGUUCCGGUUCAGAGCAGGGUGGCAAGGGCGAGCAGCAGCACGUGUUCCAAUCGCUGCAAUACUUGCGGAAGCUGUGCAACCACCCAGCGCUCGUACUCAAGAAUGACAAGCCGGCUAUCGUUGACGCUUUGACACAGAUUGGCCAGAAGUCUGGGACGGGCGACUUGAGCGAUAUUCAUCAUGCACCAAAGCUGCUUGCCUUACGACAACUCCUAGUUGACUGUGGCAUAGGAUCAGCGCCAGGAGUAACGGGCGAGACUGUCAAGAGCGAGCUUGCUGAUGCAGAAACGACCACUGGUUCAUUCUCGCAACAUCGUGUCCUCAUCUUCUGUCAAAUGAAGCAGAUGCUGGACAUCAUUGAGAAGGACCUCUUCAAGCAGCACAUGCCCUCAGUGACCUACAUGAGACUGGACGGCGGUACUGACGCCAAAAAGCGACAUGCCGUCGUGCAGACCUUCAACUCAGACCCUAGCAUCGACUGCCUACUGCUGACGACACAUGUCGGUGGACUUGGCUUGACAUUGACGGGCGCUGAUACGGUCAUCUUCGUUGAACACGACUGGAAUCCGAUGAAAGAUCUCCAGGCGAUGGAUCGAGCACAUCGAAUAGGACAGAAGAAGGUUGUCAACGUGUAUCGGCUCAUUACGAAGGGCACUUUGGAAGAGAAGAUCAUGGGGUUACAACGCUUCAAACUGAAUAUCGCAAACUCAGUCGUGACACAGCAAAAUUCUGGUCUAGCAUCGAUGGAUACGGACCUCGUGUUGGACCUCUUCAGGCGGACGACAGAGGAAGAAAACGCCUCGACAUCCACGAAAAGGAAAGAGAAGGACGGGCCGCCGAUGCCCGGCCAGAAGAAUGUACUCCGCGGUCUAGAAGAUCUGCCUCCGGAAGAGGAGUACGAGGGCUUAGACCUGUCGAGCUUCAUGGGCUCUCUCGGGAAACGAUGA
Postia placenta MAD-698-R-SB12 is the source of this 5592-nucleotide messenger RNA. RefSeq lists its product as hypothetical. Bases 1 to 5592 code for a protein of 1863 amino acids. Lineage: Eukaryota; Fungi; Basidiomycota; Agaricomycetes; Polyporales; Adustoporiaceae. The transcript is spliced from 16 exons. The record is from RefSeq and is a predicted model, not a curated record. Gene Ontology annotation, molecular function: ATP hydrolysis activity; ATP binding; DNA binding.